AUCUACGCAAUUAUCAUCAGAAUGCCAAACAGACCCUUUCAGUCGUACGCGAGCUGAGCUUUUUAAGAACCGUUCUGACAGCCUUACCUGCACACGGCGCUCACAAGGAUCGCCGACUUUGGCUUCCUCUCAUUCGGACUUGUUCGAAGCCAAGGCAGCAGACACUUUUCUUCCUCUUCUUCCUCUUCUUCCACCUCUUCUUUUGCACGCAUGAGGGCACGACUCCUAAUCCUCCCGGAGGAGCAAGCUUUGGCAUUGAAAUAGUGUUGGCAGACAUGGAUGGUGGUUCUAGCAGAGGCGGCACUAGUGCUGACGUGAUAUUACCCAACUACAAACUUGGGAAGACUUUGGGAAUAGGUUCUUUCGGCAAAGUAAAAAUUGCAGAACAUGCAUUAACUGGUCACAAGGUCGCCAUCAAGAUUCUUAAUCGCCGAAAAAUAAAGAACAUGGAAAUGGAAGAAAAAGUAAGAAGAGAGAUCAAAAUACUAAGAUUGUUUAUGCAUCCUCAUAUUAUACGCCUUUAUGAGGUUAUAGAGACACAGUCAGAUAUUUAUGUUGUAAUGGAAUAUGUGAAAUCUGGUGAACUUUUUGAUUAUAUUGUUGAGAAGGGCAGAUUGCAAGAAGAUGAAGCUAGACGUUUUUUCCAGCAGAUAAUUUCUGGUGUUGAGUAUUGCCACAGAAACAUGGUUGUACAUCGGGAUCUUAAGCCAGAAAACCUGCUUCUGGAUUCAAAAUGCAAUGUCAAAAUUGCUGACUUUGGCUUGAGCAAUAUUAUGCGUGAUGGCCAUUUUCUAAAAACGAGUUGUGGGAGUCCAAACUACGCUGCUCCAGAG
This is a messenger RNA of Phalaenopsis equestris, 833 nucleotides long. Its product is annotated as SNF1-related protein kinase catalytic subunit alpha KIN10-like. Gene Ontology annotation, cellular component: cytoplasm. Lineage: Eukaryota; Viridiplantae; Streptophyta; Magnoliopsida; Asparagales; Orchidaceae. The record is from RefSeq and is a predicted model, not a curated record. Gene Ontology annotation, molecular function: protein serine/threonine kinase activity; ATP binding. Gene Ontology annotation, biological process: intracellular signal transduction; protein phosphorylation.